AUGCCCACGCAGACGGAAGCCCCAACGGUGACAUUGCCGCCGCGAAAGAAGCCCAAGUCGCGCGACGGAUGCCAGCGCUGCAAAGUAAAGAGGCUCAAAUGCGAUGAGACCAAGCCGGACUGCCGCAACUGCGUCAACCGCGGCAUCGUUUGCCCUGGCUACAAGAAGUUCAUCAAGUGGAGCACCAAGUAUGAGGCAUACAUGCCAGAUGCUUCGCGCACGCUUAUACUCGGACCAAACCAGCUGAAGGAAGAUAAGCGACUAUGGAGCGCCAACAGAACCACUAAUUCUAUCGAAUCAUCCAGCCCAGAAGAGGAGACUGAGCGCCCAAGGAAACGACUUAGGAGGACAGAGAGAGCUGGGCAGACGCUCGGAUGCCAAACCCGAAAUGCGGGGCAAGAUGCAAGAUUGUCGUCGGAAGAGGGGACCGACGCCCGGAGGCGUGUCGCAGCUCUCGAGGAGCACAUUGCACGGGUCGCAGAGUGUGUGCAACCGGUUCAAGACGAGCCCGAGGAGGAUGUGGUACAAAGCAUCGAAACAGCCGAAGAACCAAGCGUGGAUGAUGACGCCGCACCACCACCCGUCCCGGAAACACCAGCUUUAGAUAUCUUACCCGAGGACAACACUUCAUUCCCCGACUUCGGCGAGUUUGAGAUCCCGGAUCUGGAUUUCUCUAACUUGGAAGUGCCUCCUUUCGAAGUCCCUGUUGAUCUACUGGAAGAGGAAGAAGCCGAAGAGAACGUAGAGUCACAUGAUUUGGUCACCCAAAAUGAUACCCAGGACUAUAGCUGGCUCUCACGCGAGCUGCUUCGCAACUUCUAUGGCAUGAACUCGGCCCCGUCUCGCGGUCCUGCUUUCUUCGAACCCGGCAUGGCUCUUGUUGAACACUACUUCAAGAGUGUUUGUGCCCUCUAUUCCUCCUUCGACUCUGCACUGAACCCGUUCCGCACAGCCGUAGGUCGGAUUUGGGACUCCAGUCCCUCCGUAAAUUAUGCCAUCCAGUCCAUGGCUGCCGCCCAGCUCGCCAACUUCUACCCGCAAAUGGUCGUGACGGGAUUGGAGCUUCAACGUAAGGCAUAUCAGCACUUGCAGGACGAGAUGGCUAUGGUGACAGCCGGCUGCCAGAGCAGUGAGCGCGCGUUGCUCGCCAUCUUACUUCUCGGCCUUACAGCAUGCUGGCACGAUGAAAACGACCUUGGCUUGACGCAUCUGGCGGCUGCACGAACUCUGAUUUAUCCACGUCUGAUCGCCCCCGUUCCUCCCGAGAACAAGGUCAUCCGACGGCAGAACCAGUUCUUUGAAGAAGCUCUGAUCUACUGGGAGAUGCUGAUCGGCUUCGUUUCGCAAGAAUCGGCCAUAAAUGACGCGGCAGGACGUCACAGCAAGCCAUGGCAGUCCGGUAGUGGAGGACUUGGUCCCCUGGGCAUCGCCUCUUCGUUCAUGAGCGGCAACCGCAGCCAGGCCUUCGUCAACGGGAACAAGCUUCUCCCGCAUCCCUGGACGGGCAUCGCGCCCAACGUGCAAAUGCUCUUCGCCGAAGUUGGCCGGCUGGUCCGCCACGAGCGCCUUUCCCACCAACAGUCGACCUGCCACGCCAGUCUCUCCGACCCCAUGGGCUACUCGACCCGCCCGCCCCCAACCACGCCCUCAGCCCAGCAAGACCAGCGCGACAAGCACGCCUGGGCGACGCUGCUCGAGGAGCAGCUGCUGUCGUCGGACCUGCCCGCGGCGGCGGACCUGAUCGACCCGGGCGACGCGGCGACGGCGCGGCGCGACUUCGUGCAGCUGGGCGAGGCGUACCGGUGCGCGGCGCUGCUGGAGAUCUACCGCGUGUACCCGCGCAUCCUCAAGCGCCGCCUGGGCGCCGACUCGACGUCGGGCGGCUGGGAGAAGACGGGCAUCUGCAGCCUGACGCCGUCGACGCCCGGCACCGCGCGCGAGGACACGGACCUGCGCAUCUGGCUCAACAGCCUCGCCCUGCACGUGCUGGAUUUGCUCGAGGAGCUGCCCCACAGCUCGGGCACCUGCAGCACUCAGCCCAUCUUGCUCGUCGCCGCUGCUGGCGAGCUGCGGUUCGUGUCGAGCUUGGACUACUUCGAUUUGCACGCCAACAACGAGAAGGUGAGGCAUGCGAGGGAGUUUGUGAGGGAGAGGUUGAGGGAGUUCGCGAAGCGGUUGCCGAGUAAGCCGCUGAUGCGGAUGAUGCUGUUGGUGGAGGAAGUUUGGAGGAGGCUGGACGCCGGUGACAAGGACGUCUUCUGGUUGGACGUCAUGUGGGAAAAGGGGUGGCAGACUAUCAUGGGUUGA
Messenger RNA from Lasiodiplodia theobromae, 2307 nucleotides. Its product is annotated as C6 zinc finger domain containing protein. The transcript is spliced from 2 exons. Gene Ontology annotation, cellular component: nucleus. The coding region runs from base 1 to 2307 and encodes 768 amino acids. The record is from RefSeq and is a predicted model, not a curated record. Gene Ontology annotation, molecular function: DNA-binding transcription factor activity, RNA polymerase II-specific; zinc ion binding; transcription cis-regulatory region binding. Lineage: Eukaryota; Fungi; Ascomycota; Dothideomycetes; Botryosphaeriales; Botryosphaeriaceae. Gene Ontology annotation, biological process: positive regulation of transcription by RNA polymerase II.